UAUAAACACAGAUGGUUCAAAAGUAUGUGUCUGUGGGCCAGGAUUCUUACCUGCAUUAAAUGAUACCUGUAAAGGUGAUUAUUUUUUCAACCAGUAUAAUAUAAGAUAAUUCUUUAUUGAUGCCAAUAAAUGGAAAUUAUUUUUUUUAUUAAAUUGUACAUAUUCAUUUUCAGAACAUAAAUAAAUAUAUAUUUUAACCAAGACGGCAUGUUAAAAUUACAACAAAUGUAAACACAACACAUUCAAAGUAUUUCUCUGACGUAAAAAUCAGCCAUCAAUAAACUCCCUUAGUGACAGUAUUGACAUAAUUAGCGAUCAUUUAGAUUUGGUAACCACUGGGGGAGCAAGCCGGUAAAUUUAUGCAGACUGGGGAACAAAAUAAUUUAAAAAAUCUUUCAAUCAAAACUUUAAGAGAAAAAAUUCACCCUCAUCGAGCUGAUCACAUUUUUAAAGUUAAUGGCUGAGACAUUGUUCUUUGUGUUUUUAAUAUUUUUAAUGACCACCCCCAUCGCCUUUAAUAUACAAACACAUAUCCAGGUGUGGAGGUGCUGUUAAAUCUAUAAAUUCAUUAAAGUGGAAGUUAAGUAGGGGGAGAUAACUGUUUAUAUUGAAUUAUAAAGCAAAGUCAUUUUUUAUAAAAGGGUUGCUCUUUUUGUCAUGCAUUUAAUCUAAAGCUGGUUUCUUGUCAGUCACCCAAUGUUCUUAAUGGUGACUGUUGUUGCAGUUCAUUUCAGAGAAUUUCCAUUGCAAUUAAGACUGGACUACCCAGAUGAUCAGAUUACAUCAGAUUUGUUGAACCCUGAGACCAAAGUGUUCAAAAGCUUGGCUCUAAAAGUUGAAGCAAGUGUAAGUUAAGGAAAUUUCAAAUUACCAAUCCUCUGAGGUUAUUUAGUCAAGCUCCUCAAGCAAAGCCUUAGCUUACUAGGUCUAAAAAUAAAUUAUUAUUUUUUUAAAUCAAAAAUAAUUUUAAGAAAGAGAAAUUAAUAUAAAUAAUUCCCAUCUGUCUAUUUAACUGGUAUUAUUUCAUAAUGAAAUAAAAAUAAUUGGAAAAUUAUAAUCAAAUUAAGAUUUUACUGCUGUAAAAAAACUUUAACCAAUAAAUAUGUUUAUAUUUUCAGUUGCAGGACUUUGGGAAUAAAACUAUUGGCAGAGCAUGUCUCUCUGUUAAAGUCACUCACUUCACGUAAGUCGUUCAACCUGACUAAGAUGUUCUUUAAAAAGAUUGAAUGUAAACAUUCACUUAAAGUUAAAGACUGUAGUAUUCUUGAAAGAUAGAAAUGUGUCCAUUUUUUUUUUUGUUGUACUGAUUUAUUAUGAGAUAAAUGAUUUUUGUUGUUGAGGAUUUAAAAAAAAAUUAAAGUACCAAUAGUUAAAACAUCAAGUUUUUUUGUUAUUUUUUUAAAAAUACAAUCUUUCAUUUAGUUGUAUGAUCUGUUAAAGAGAUCAAAUAUGUUUUUUAAAUUUCACACUUAUAUCAUCUAUCCUUUUAUGAUAACCUUCACACAUACAGGAGAGGCUCUCUCAUAGCCAACACCGCAGUAAGAAUUGACCAAUCUUAUUCUUCAAGUCCUUUUUACGAUGCUGCUUUCUUGGCAAAGAAUUUGCAAGCAGAAAAAUCACUCUUGAUUGGUGACCAGGUUUUCAAUGUUACAGACGUUGCUCUCAAUAAUGCAUCAGGUAUUUUGGUCUAACUUAUAUACUCUUAAUGAAAGUAGGGAUGGCUAAACAUUUUGUUAAAAAUUCUGGGAUCAAAGCAGACUUUGUUCAUCCUAACAAAGGACGAUAUUUAUUUAUAUAAUUGCUAUGUUGAGGCAUACUCCACAUUAAUGUCACCAUUCCGUCUAGAAAAACAGUGCAAGAAGGCUAAGUUAUUAUUUAAAGCACUCACCUGUGCUCACAAUAGCAAGAAAAUCUGUCAUUGAACUGCUACCUUAAACUAAAAAAAACAACUCUAAAACACUUAAAAUAACACAUAGGCUUAUUUUAUAUGAAAUUUUAAAAAAUCUAAGUUUACUUUGUGAAAAAUGUAGAUUAAUUAAUAAAUUUUAUAACAAUUUUUUUUAAAAAGACGGUUGUGAUUUGAAGAUACAUAUUGGUGAACUAUCUAAACAAAAUGGGGCACCCUGUUAGUAAUUAAAACAUUGCUUAAAAUAUAAAUGAAAGUAAAAACUAACCAAACAAUUUCCUAAUUGAUACAAGCAACAUCUCAAACCAGACGUAUUGUGCUAGACCAAAUGAAAAAUGUUUACAAAGAGAGAUAACUUAAAAAGUAUGAGAUCAGUUUUUUUCAUUGUACCAUCUAAAAUGCACAUUAGGAUCAGUUGUGAAAGCUGAGACCCCUAAGUAAACCUCCUAAAUCAACCCCCAUUCCCCCACAAUGCAUAUGUAACAUAUGAUGGAUGACCCCUAACCCUGUCAUUCCCAGUUUCCCAAUCUGAUGAUAUUUGCCAAGUUUACAACACAUUAAAAGAAAAGUGUCCUGCCACUGAAGAAUGCUUUGAAGAUACAUUAGAGAAGACACCUUGCUCCAUCCCUUCAAAAGGUUUGUUUAACUGUGAAUGAAUGUCAGGCCUAGAUUCAAAUAAAAAUGGCAAUGUAUUUGAUGAUCAAAAGAAUGACAUUGAUUUAUCCAUGCAGCGCAUUUCUACUUUUAGCUCUUUUGAAUAUUAUUUAUUUUUUUUCCUUCCAAAUUUAGAAGGAUAAUUUUAGAAAAAUACAACUGCAUUGAUCACAAUAUAAAAAAAUGUAAACAAAAAAGUCAGGAGACAUCACGUUGAAAGUUUGAAAAUUAUCUUUUGUUCUGUUUUCAGAUGAUGAUCUUCCUCUUAUCAUCGGCCUUGCAGUAGGAAUCCCUCUCUUUGUUAUAGCAGUUGUAAUUGUUAUAGUAGCUGUCUUGUGUGUCAGGAAGAAGUCUAUCAGAUAAGAUGUCAGCGGCGUUAUUUCAACAGAAAAGGAAACCUCUAGAAAUGAUUACCACAGUGCAUAUUUAAAAUAAGUCUCAAAAUAUUUAUUUGGUUAAUCUUUAACAUUUAUAAUUUUUUUAUAAAACCACAUUAUGUUCAUUUGGUAUAAGUUUUAGUUAAGUGGCAAACUAGGUGGUGCAUAUUGUAUCAAAAUUUUAUUGUAUAAAAAUAUAUAUGAAUAUUUUUGUACACAAAAAUCUAUUUAUUUUUACUGCAUCAGAGCGUAUUUGUUUAAAUUAUAUAUUAAUUUGCAGUAUAUUACUGCACUGUAUUGAUAUUGAGAUUUCAGUUAGACCCACAUGUGAAACUGAUAGACAAACUUUGCAUAUUUUUUCCCAAAAGUUCAAAAAAAUUUGUUAAAAAAUGGUAUUCAAUUUUUAUAUUUUUGUGUAGAAAUUGAUUUCACCUGAAUCAUUCACUUGAAUCACAUGCACUCAUUGAA
Lymnaea stagnalis (great pond snail) is the source of this 3405-nucleotide messenger RNA. The record is from the annotation of a GenBank genome assembly. NCBI's taxonomy places the organism in Eukaryota, Metazoa, Mollusca, Gastropoda, Lymnaeidae.